CGAGGGUUAAAAAGAGAAAUCGCGGUGUGUGUGUAUUAACUUCAAACCACGUUUUUUCAUUUUUUUUCCCCAAACUCUCUCGUUUGUUCCCUUUUCCGGCGACGCUUAAUCGUGUUUUUGCUUUCCAGAUAGAUAUUUGUUUGAUUCCGGCGUUUAAUAAUCGUUUUUUUCCGAGAUUUGAGAUCGUACUAUUGUGCGUCGUUGUGGCUUAUCUGCGGCUUUGUAUACAUGGAGAGAGAUUUUCUCGGGCUGGGUUCGAAAAAUUCUCCGAUCACUGUGAAGGAGGAAACCAGCGAAAGCUCCAGAGAUUCAGCUCCGAAUAGAGGAGGAAUGAAUUGGUCAUUCUCAAACAAAGCCUCUGCUGCUUCUUCUCAGUUCCUAACUUUCAGGCCAUCCCAAGAAGAAAGACAUAGAAAGUCUGGAAAUUAUCAUCUUCCCCACUCUGGUUCCUUCAUGCCAUCAUCAGUAGCUGAUGUAUAUGAUUCAAACCGCAAAACUCCUUACACUUCUGUACAGGGAGGCAGGAUGUUCCCAAGUUCCAAUCACCAUGACGAAACUAGCAUGUCUAUGCAGGGUCUCCAGUCUCAUAAUUAUCCACAUGGAGGAAAAAGCUUCAUCAGCAAUGGCAUAAAUUCGCAACCUUUGGUAGGAGUUCCUAUAAUGGCACCUCCAAUUUCAGUCCUUCCUGCUCCUGGUUCCAUUGUAGGGACAACCGAUAUUAGAUCUUCUUCCAAGGCAUUAGGAUCACCUGCUCAGCUGACCAUCUUUUAUGCCGGUUCAGUUUGUGUUUAUGAUGACAUAUCUCCUGAAAAGGCCAAGGCGAUAAUGUUGCUAGCUGGAAACGGUUCCUCUAUGCCUCGAGCCUUUUCACCACCUCAAACUCAUCAACAAGUGUCCCAUCAUGCACGCGCCUCUGUUGAUGCUUCUGCUAUGCGUCCUAGCUUCAUGCCUACAGUCUCUUAUCUUAGCCCUGAAGCAGGAAGUAGCACAAAUGGACUCGGAGCAGCGAAGGCAACAAAAGGCUUUACGUCAACAUACCACAAAAACCAAACUAAUGCAUCGAAUAUCAACUGUUCAGUGCCAGUUUCUUGUUCUACCAAUGUAAUGGCUCAAACAGUGGCUUUACCUCAGGCUCGCAAAGCUUCCCUGGCUAGGUUCUUAGAGAAACGCAAAGAAAGGGUCGUAUCGCCAUACUGCUUAGAUAAGAAGUCAUCAACAGAUUGUCGGACACCAAUGUCUGAAUGCAUAAGUUCUUCACUCAGCUCUGCAACCUAAUCCCAUUUGCAGUAACCAGUCCAGAUCAAUCUUUGCAUUUUCUCAGUUUUCUUUUCUUGCUACAGAAUUUGGCUACAACCGAAAUUCUUCUUAGCUUAUAUACUAUAGUGUAUACUUCAUUUAUCAGAUUUUUGGUUGAAUGGAAAUGAUGAGAGAAACCAGCAUAUGUACUUCGGAAAGUAGUAGAAACUGUUACUUAUUGUCUCUACUCUUUUGUUACAUAACAGUCAAGCUCGCAUUUGUAUUCUAUAUCUCCUGGUUGUCUCAAUGCAAAUAUCCCGAGAUAGUUUUUGAUUUUAAAGAAAAAAAUAGAAUUUAGAAGAAAAUUCUUCUCGAUCUAUUUACAGGAUGUUAAUUUUUUUUGUAUAUUCGAAGGAAC
This is a messenger RNA of Thlaspi arvense, 1654 nucleotides long. NCBI's taxonomy places the organism in Eukaryota, Viridiplantae, Streptophyta, Magnoliopsida, Brassicales, Brassicaceae. The record is from the annotation of a GenBank genome assembly.